AAGAGCCCUAAAAUCCCAGGUUAGGGCUUUCGCGCACGGGAGGAUGGACGCGCUCAAGCAGGAGAUCGAGCGCAAGCGCAAGCAAAUGCAGGAGGAAUUCGGGAGCCGCAAGUUCGUGAAGCGCGCGGAGUUGGAGAAGAAGGAGCUAGAGAAGCGGCGGAGGGAGGAGGACGCGGCGGCGGCCAGAGCUAGGGCGGCGGGCAGCAGCAAGGGCGGCGAGGUGAGGAGCGAUGACCAGAGCAGCGAGCGGCCGUCGGCGUCGGCGACGUCGUCGAAAUCCCGGGUAAAUCUCAGCGAGGAGGAGAAGCUGGACGAUCUCGUCCUCCCAAACGCGGAGGUGAUCCGCCGCCUCCGCCUCCUCAAGCAGCCCAUCACGCUGUUUGGCGAGGACGAUGAAAUGCGGCUGGAGAGGCUCAAGGUGGCGCUCCGGGCGGGGGUGACCGACACGGACAGCGAGCUCAUGGAGGGCCAGAGGAACGAUUUCCUCAUGGAUCUGGCGGAGCUCAAGAAGAGGGAGAAGCACGGAUUGGAGCCCAGGAAGGAGAAGAACAAGGAGAAGGAGGACGACGAUCGCGGAGACGAUAACGCCGGGGGAGAAGCGCUGGAUGGCGAGAGCGGCGGAGACAAGGACAAGGAUCUCCUCAUGAAGGCCAACUUCGAGGAGCUGUGCGACGAGGACAAGAUCCUGGUCUUCUUCAAGAGGCUUAUCCAGGAAUGGGAGCAAGAGAUCAAGGCGCGGCCCGACGCCGAGAAGCGAGGUGGUCGUAUCGUCGCUACUUUCAAGCAGUGCUCCAGAUAUCUCAAGCCCCUGUUCAAGCUGUGCUCCAAGAAGCUUCUUCCGGAUGAUAUCCGGCAGGCUUUGGUGAUCGUGGUGGACUGCUGCCGGAGGCGCGACUACCUGGCCGCCAUGGACCAGUACAUCAAGCUCGCGAUUGGAAACGCUCCCUGGCCGAUCGGUGUCACCAUGGUUGGCAUCCACGAGCGGUCGGCGCGCGAGAAGAUCUACGCCAACAGCGUGGCUCACAUCAUGAACGACGAGACGACGCGGAAGUACCUCCAGUCGAUCAAGCGGCUCAUGACGCUUUGCCAGCGACGGUAUCCUUCGCUCCCCUCUCGCGCGGUGGAGUUUAACAGCCUCGCAAAUGGUAGCGAUCUCCAGACGCUCCUGGACGAGGAGCAAAAGCUUCUGGAAGGGACUCAUCAUCAAUCAUAAAAAAUAAACACAGAUUGCAAAUCCCAUAACCUCGGAA
Messenger RNA from Selaginella moellendorffii, 1250 nucleotides. RefSeq names its product pre-mRNA-splicing factor 18. Gene Ontology annotation, cellular component: U4/U6 x U5 tri-snRNP complex; U2-type post-spliceosomal complex; U5 snRNP. Lineage: Eukaryota; Viridiplantae; Streptophyta; Lycopodiopsida; Selaginellales; Selaginellaceae. The transcript is spliced from 2 exons. The coding region runs from base 44 to 1213 and encodes 389 amino acids. The record is from RefSeq and is a predicted model, not a curated record. Gene Ontology annotation, biological process: generation of catalytic spliceosome for second transesterification step; RNA splicing.